CUUUGGCAAAGAACGUAGAGUAUUAACAAAUUUUAAAAACUGAAGACUUUUUAAAAUGUUUAAAAUAAUUUCGGCUUUAUUACUAAUUGUCUUGGGGACGAUGGCAAAUGUAGAGAUCCAAAAUGUAGAACUCUACACUAAUGUGAUUACAUAUAAUACAACAUUACGUACUGAUGUAUACAUCAAUAUGAAUAGACAACAAUAUGCUAAAAAUAUCCAAGACUAUGAAACCCAAAUUGAGGUAUUUAAACAAUCAUAUGCCAGCAGUCUUGACACGAUUAACAUACGACAGGACAUGCUAAUCGACACUCUCGUUCAGACUGAACAAAAACUAAAUCCCCUGGAAAUUGUAAGUAAUUUAAGCCAGAUAUGUGUUUCCAAAUAUCGCAACUCAAUACCAACCGUGGCUGCUACCAAAACUAAACUAAACAAUUGUGUUAACACGGCCAACCAACAACUUAAUAGUAUGCUUAGUAAUCCCUUAAAUACCAAAACUUCAUUGGAUAACUAUUACAGGAAUACCUUUGAAAGAGAUAUUGCCGCCUGUCAGAAAACAUAUAAUACAUUACCUUUAAACUACACAAUGUGUGUUACAGAUGUGGUUGACAGGGCUAACACUUACACAAUCAGCAAUCAAAAGAAUUUUGCCACACAAAUGGAUGCUGCCGAAUGCUCAGCUAAAGCUAAUAUCAAAAAAGCUUUGGACUGCAGUUAUAUAGUUGAAAAGCAGACCAUUUCCUCUAUUGCCGAGGCCGAAACUUUAAUUCAGAAAUGUCUAGCAGGUCAAGAUGAUUGCAAACAAUGUAAACAAACUUAUGCAUGCUCCGAAGUUCAUGAUAUGAAACGUUAUGAAGUCAGUUAUAGUAGUAAAACUAUGGAAAAUCCUUUCUAUGGGCGUAGUGAUAUCAAAAAUUGCCUAAUGCUACGAAUUCAUUAGAAAAUUGAGUAUUAAAUUAUUUUAUCAGACUUAAAAUAAAUGCUAAAUAGAACUCUAUA
Molecule: messenger RNA, 996 nt
Organism: Lucilia cuprina (Australian sheep blowfly)
Lineage: Eukaryota; Metazoa; Arthropoda; Insecta; Diptera; Calliphoridae
Exons: 3
Coding region: 56-937 (293 amino acids)
Source: RefSeq, a predicted model, not a curated record